AUGGUGUUUUCUUCUGUCCACGAAGUUGACCCUUGGAAUAGUUGCCUGAACACUCCUUUGCAAGAAGAGGAUAAAGAAAUCUAUGAUAUAAUUCAAAAGGAAAAGUACAGACAGUUUUCCGGUUUAGAACUCAUCGCCUCGGAGAAUUUUACUUCUCUCGCGGUGAUGGAGGCGAACGGGUCGCCACUAACAAAUAAAUAUUCUGAAGGUCUCCCGGGCGCCCGUUAUUAUGGAGGCAAUGAAUAUAUCGAUCAAGUCGAAAAUCUAUGUCGUCAGAGGGCUUUACAUGCGUUUCAUCUGAAUCCCGAAGAAUGGGGAGUCAAUGUUCAAUCCUACUCCGGAAGUACGGCUAAUUUCUCUGCGUUAACGGCUUUAAUUAACCCUCAUGAUCGUUUGAUGGGGUUGGAUUUACCAUCGGGCGGGCACCUAACACAUGGAUGGCAAACUUCAAAGAAAAAAAUAUCGACUUCUUCGAUAUACUUUGAAUCCAUGCCAUAUCAAGUUAGCAAGGAGACAGGAAUU
Acaulospora morrowiae is the source of this 522-nucleotide messenger RNA. The record is from the annotation of a GenBank genome assembly. Lineage: Eukaryota; Fungi; Glomeromycota; Glomeromycetes; Diversisporales; Acaulosporaceae.